AUGUCUCAGGGAUUAAUCUUCAUAACGGGGGCCUCUGGCUUUAUUGGCAGCGCCACUGCCGUGGAAGCCCUAAAGGCUGGAUAUCGACUACGAGUGUGCCUUCGUAGGCCCUCGCCUCAAUUGCAGGCCUUACUGUCAAAGUAUGGAAGUCAAGUGGAAUUUGUGUUCGUUUCAGAUCUUACGGAUGAAAUGGCGUUCGGCGACAAGCUGGACGGGGUGGACUUUGUGCUCCAUCUGGCAUCCCCUCUUCCUCAUGGCACCGACAAGGAAACUUAUUUCACCCCAGCAGUCAAAGGCACUACUGCCUUGCUGAAGGCGGCAAGCAAGGUACCAAGUAUCAGGAAGGUCGUCGUUACCUCAUCCAUGGCUGCUUUGGUGCCAUUGACUGGUGUUCCAGAGGGUGGAGUAAUCCAAGAAAACAAUGAUUGGGAUCUAUCAGUCGAUGAAGAUGGAAACUUCGAGGACCCUACGAAUCCGGCUGCAACACCCAUGACACUCUAUAUGGCUUCCAAGCUGCUUUCCGACGCGGCAACUUGGGACUUUUGGAAAACAGCUAAGCCGAAGUACGCCUUAGUGACGCUGCAUCCAGCAUUUGUGUAUGGCCGCAAUCUGAUGCAGACAUGUGCCGACGGGGUCAAGAGAGGGUCCAACGGGGCUCUAUGGGGAUUUAUCAUGGCAGGCACCCCGACUGGAUUUUUGACUGCAGUGCAUGUUCAGGAUGUCGCCGAAGCGCAUAUCCGAGCGCUCGAUCAGAAAAUAGUGGAUGGCUCGAAGUAUCUGCUGGCUGGGAGAAGUACGACUGUACCCGAAAUUGCACGGUUUAUUCAAAAGCGCUACCCAGAUGCUGGGGCAGUCAUCACCGAGGAUGCGCCUAGUGUGGUGAGCCCAGUUAAUACAGCCAAAGCGGAGAGAGAGCUUGGUAUGAAAUGGCGCCCAUUUGAGGCUAUCCUAGAAGAUGUUAUGGAUCAACAGCUUGGGUUUUGCCGAAAUGCAUCUAUCUAG
Messenger RNA from Aspergillus pseudonomiae, 1002 nucleotides. Its product is annotated as NAD(P)-binding protein. Gene Ontology annotation, molecular function: oxidoreductase activity, acting on the CH-OH group of donors, NAD or NADP as acceptor. The record is from RefSeq and is a predicted model, not a curated record. NCBI's taxonomy places the organism in Eukaryota, Fungi, Ascomycota, Eurotiomycetes, Eurotiales, Aspergillaceae. The transcript is spliced from 2 exons. Bases 1 to 1002 code for a protein of 333 amino acids.